Messenger RNA from Limulus polyphemus (Atlantic horseshoe crab), 1558 nucleotides. RefSeq names its product adenosylhomocysteinase-like (gene Ahcy). Gene Ontology annotation, cellular component: cytosol. The coding region runs from base 86 to 1387 and encodes 433 amino acids. Gene Ontology annotation, molecular function: adenosylhomocysteinase activity. The transcript is spliced from 9 exons. Gene Ontology annotation, biological process: L-methionine cycle. The record is from RefSeq and is a predicted model, not a curated record. Lineage: Eukaryota; Metazoa; Arthropoda; Merostomata; Xiphosura; Limulidae.
CCUACUUAUACGAUGCUCGCAAGAGAUACGGUCUCAUUCUCUAAGUUCUGGUUUGGUGUUUAGUUUGUAAACAAAAGAUCCGAAAAUGAGUCAGAAGCCUGCGUACAAAGUAGCUGAUAUCACCCUGGCCGACUUCGGUCGCAAAGAAAUGAUUAUGGCUGAGAAUGAGAUGCCUGGCUUAAUGGCUCUUAGGAAGAAGUAUGGCCCCCUGAAGAUCCUGAAAGGAGCUCGAAUUGCUGGCUGUCUCCAUAUGACUAUACAGACUGCCGUUUUGAUUGAAACUCUCUUGGAGUUGGGAGCUGAGGUCCAAUGGUCAAGUUGCAAUAUAUUUUCAACUCAGGAUCACGCAGCUGCUGCUAUUGCUAAAAGAGGAGUUGCUGUAUAUGCAUGGAAGGGUGAAACAGAUGAGGAAUAUAUCUGGUGUAUAGAACAGACUCUUGUGUUUCCUGAUGGACAACCACUGAACAUGAUUCUGGAUGAUGGUGGUGACCUGACUAACUUAGUCCACACAAAAUACCCCCAGUAUCUACCAGGGAUUGUGGGUGUGUCAGAAGAAACAACAACUGGAGUGCAUAAUCUUUAUAAGAUGCUGAAGAAUGAAACCUUGAAAAUUCCAGCAAUCAAUGUCAACGAUUCAGUGACCAAGAGUAAAUUUGACAACCUUUAUGGGUGCCGUGAGUCCCUUACUGAUGGUAUUAAACGGGCAACGGACAUCAUGCUGGCAGGGAAAGUGUGUGUGGUGGCAGGAUAUGGCGAUGUUGGAAAAGGUUCUGCCCAGUCUCUGCGAGCCUUUGGAGCUCGUGUCAUCAUCACAGAAAUCGAUCCUAUUAAUGCUCUCCAGGCUGCCAUGGAAGGUUAUGAAGUUACUACAAUGGAGGAGGCAGUGUCUCGAGCUUCGAUAUUCGUCACAACUACUGGCUGUCGUGACGUCUUAACUGGUGAACACUUCAUGAAAAUGGGAAAUGAUGCUAUAGUCUGUAAUAUUGGUCAUUUUGAUAUUGAAAUUGAUGUGAAGUGGCUAGAUCAGAAUGCAGUAGAAAAAAUCAACAUCAAGCCUCAGGUUGACAGGUACAAGCUGGCCAAUGGCAAUCACAUCAUCCUUCUUGCAGAGGGAAGGUUAGUGAACUUAGGUUGUGCAACCGGUCACCCAAGCUUUGUUAUGAGUAAUUCCUUCACAAAUCAAGUUCUAGCACAGAUUGAACUGUGGACUAAGAAAGGACAGUACAAAGUUGGAGUUUACUUCCUCCCCAAAAAGCUUGAUGAAGAGGUAGCUGCCUUGCAUCUUGAUAAGCUUGGAGUGAAACUGACCAAGCUCUCUCCUGGCCAGUCGGAGUACUUGAGCCUUCCAAGUGAAGGUCCUUAUAAACCUGAUCAUUAUCGUUAUUAGAAGCAAUUGUGGGACAUAUUUAGUGUGCAUUACACACAAAAUAAUAAACUUAUAUAAACCUCAAAGUUGUUCACCUUAUGAUUACUGAACUCUGUUUUAUUCACAGGUGGGUUAAGAACUUUGUAUAUUCCAGACCAAAGAGUUUUUUCUAAUAAAAUAUUUCAGUCUGUA